Molecule: messenger RNA, 2181 nt
Organism: Suillus plorans
Lineage: Eukaryota; Fungi; Basidiomycota; Agaricomycetes; Boletales; Suillaceae
Exons: 10
Coding region: 1-2181 (726 amino acids)
Source: RefSeq, a predicted model, not a curated record
AUGAACUAUGCUCACUCACAAUUUGAUGCUGAACAUGCAGCAGACAUGACCGAGCUACUAGAACACAUCAUACCUCAACCGAUUCCUUGGGCGAUGAUACGUCUGGAGGAGAUAUCACUGCAUACUAGUAGCAUGCAAGCGCUCUCACAAGCCGACUCAGAUCCAAUAUUUACAGGUCUGACCGCUAUGCCUCGGAAAUGGACAAGCAAGGAGCAAGAGGAAUUUCUCACCUCCAUGUUGGGAGAAUUUCGCAUGCGCGCCGCAGAGAAGAAAUACGAGGAGUUCUGGAAAAAAGUCAACAAAUUGUUUUUUGAGAAAUGGCCAGAGCGAAGGGCCUGCUUUGGUGACUUGCCUGCUGACCACGUCCUUACGCCAGAUCAAGUGAAAGAUUUGGCAAGCGCUGUGGAAAGUCGUGAAGAGCAACUAGCUACAUGGUACCGUUGGCGGAAAAACCCUGCUCGCCUGGGCCGCACGAGUGGUAUUAAAGGAGCUUUGAAGUUCGACACUGUGUUAGCUGGUGGUGUGGAACUUAAGGGGACCCGCGCACCGCAAAAAAUGGACAUUUACUCCUACAAAUACUAUGGAGAAAAAGUCAAGGACACUGCAGAUGCCGAAAUCAGAGCACAGAAUGUUACUGACCACGGGCCAAAGCUAAAUAAGCGCCGCGAGGUCACGCGCCGUUUGUACUCUGAAGAAUGCGAGGACGUCAAGAAUAAGGUUGAAAGGAGAUACCAAAAGGCAAAGGCAAAGUAUGCAAAAGCACGUCUACGCCAGAAGUCGGGGAAGAUGCCAAGAAAUGACGAUGCAACCAAGAUUAAGGCUAUCCGUGAGCUUGGUCCUAUGCUUGAUUGGAUCCUGAAGUACCUUGCACAUGCCACGGGUGGGUGGAAGUUCACGAUCCUUAUGGGAGGGAAGGAUCCUAGCACUGGAGAGGUGUCUGUGUUCAACUAUCAUAUUGGCGAACUUGAGAGUGGGGCACAGUUUGAUCAGACUUACGCCAAUUUUGAUGCGGUGCAGGGUGCAUUCCUAGCCUUCGUCAAAGACGCUCUCGCAUUUGAGUCGACACUGCCCCAAGACUCAGAUGCUGAGGAAGCAGAAGAUUCAUCAUCAGACUCGCAUGACGGUUCAGAUGAGGAGUGGGCGACAACGAGUGGCAGUGAGCAUGGUGGUUGUCAUGUGGAAGAAGAGGACUUGGAUGAUCUCCUACCAAACAGCGCCCAUCGAAUCAACACUGCGGGCAUGUACCGGAUGACUCCUCAGUCUGAGUCAUCCAUCGAAGACGAUUUUGGCGCCGCCAUAGCAUCAACUGAUGCAUCACUUCCAUGUGCGCGGGUCUUAGGUGAUGCAUCAUCUGGUUCUCAGCUCCUGAGUGAUUCCCACUUGGCUUCGUUCAACAACCCUCCAAACCUACCCGUGUUUGACCACGAAGUGUUUACUGCUCUCAUCAAUGACCCGAAUUUUAACAUCAGCAUUUUGGAUGCUCUCCCCGAAGCCCCCCCCCUUCAAUUCAAUCCAUAUCCUGAAGUCUUUAUCCCUCCAGCUCCUCGCACUGAUGAUGCAUCAUCUACACAAUAUCCUGAAGUUUUUAUCCCUCCGGCUCCUCGCGCUGAUGAUACAUCAUCCAUCCAACAUCCCCAAGUCUUCAUCCCUCCAGCUCCUCGCGCUGAUGAUGCGGCUCCUCACGCCCAUGAUGCAUCAUCUACUCAAUAUCCCGAAGUCUUUAUCCCUCCAGCUCCGGCUCCUCACGCCCAUGAUGCAUCAUCUACUCAAUAUCCCGAAGUCUUUAUCCCUCCAGCUCCUCCGGCUCCUCCCGCUAAUGAUGCAUCAUCUGCCCAAUAUUCGCAAGUUGUUAUCCCUCCAGCCCCUCCCGCUGAUGAUGCAUCAUCUGCCCAAUAUUCUCAAGUCGUUAUCCCUCCGGCUCCUCGUGCCGAUGUUGAAAAUAUGGGAACACCCAAUGAAUCUGAUGGUGCUGGCGCGGCACCAACUUCAGCAGUCCAAGCUGGAGCUCAGCGUCAUUGUGGAAGGCGCACACCACAACAUUCACAACUGACCGUGCCCACUUCCUCGGCAGAUGAGAUCCAACCACUCCCAGAUGGGCAUCGCCGAGUGCGCAAACCCUUCAAUGCAAGAGAAUGUGACAACGAUAUUGGCGGGCCAACAAAGCGUGCUCGGCAUACAUAA